Messenger RNA from Amphimedon queenslandica, 2724 nucleotides. RefSeq names its product integrin beta-3-like. Bases 91 to 2556 code for a protein of 821 amino acids. The transcript is spliced from 23 exons. Gene Ontology annotation, biological process: cell-matrix adhesion; cell-cell adhesion; cell adhesion mediated by integrin. The record is from RefSeq and is a predicted model, not a curated record. NCBI's taxonomy places the organism in Eukaryota, Metazoa, Porifera, Demospongiae, Haplosclerida, Niphatidae. Gene Ontology annotation, molecular function: integrin binding. Gene Ontology annotation, cellular component: focal adhesion; integrin complex; cell surface.
UGCAGGAUAUCCUCUCAUCAACUUUGUCUUAUCCUCCUCCUCCUCCUUUCUCCUCUUCUUCUCUCUCUGCGUAGCUAACAGCGAAACCUAAUGAGAAAUCUCUUAUAUUUACUACUGGGGCUUUGGUUAGCCUCUGAAAUUAAAGCUCAGUGUAGCAGUGCUACUACAUGUAAUGAGUGUUAUGCUAUACCUGACUGUACUUGGUGCUCUGAUCCGAACUUCACUCCUACAGAAGGUCAGCCAAGAUGUGGAACUCGCGGUAGCCUUUCAUCAUACUGUAAUAUGAUUGAUGAUGUGCAGAGCUCUACCAUGUUGGAUGAAAGAGAAUUAAAUUCUGACAAUCAAAUAUCUAUUAAUAAAGCUACAGUUAAUCUAAGAGCUGGUGAUAGUCAAACAGUUAGCGUGUCCAUCGUACCUGCUGAGAACUUUCCUCUUGAUUUAUAUUUCUUGCUCGAUCUUUCAGCUUCUCUUGACGACGAUUUAGAUACCAUAAAGAGCAUCUCCCAAGACAUUGUUGAUGUAAUUAGGAACAUAUCGACUCGUUUUCAAGUUGGUUUCGGUACUUACGUCGACAAGUUAACGAUGCCCUAUAUCUCUAACAUUCAACUCCGGAAUGGCUGCCCUAACAUGCCAUGUGCACUCCCUUUCAGUUACGUUCACAAUAUAAACCUGACCAAUAACUCCGUUCUCUUUUCUAAUGGCUUCCAAAAUACUCAAAUAUCCACCAAUGCUGAUGACCCAGAAGGAACUUUUGAUGCCAUUUUUCAAGCAGCUCUCUGUGACUCUGUUGUCGGCUGGAGACCGAAUGCCAGGAAGAUUUUAUUGGUACUCACCGACGAUAGUGCCCACACAGCUGGAGAUGGGAAGCUUGCAGGAAUUGUGAGGCCUCCACCAUUUGAGUGUUUGACAACUCUUGAGGAAUCAACUGGAAGAAUAACUUAUACUAGCAACUUGUUAUAUGAUUUUCCAUCAGUUAAUCAGAUAAGGCAGGUUCUUACCGAAAACACUAUAGUACCAAUUUUCGCUGUCACUGAGACAAAUGUAAAGAUUUAUAAUGACAUUUCUUCUCUCCUUGAAGGAACUAAUGCCGCAACUGUAGCCAUAUCUAGCGAUUCGGAUAAUAUUAUCAAUGUUAUUGAGACUGCAUAUGAGGCAGCUGUCUCUAAUGUGGCAUUAUCAUUUGAAACACAGCCAGGUGUGACAAUAACUUAUGAAGCAACAUGCCCCGAAAAUGCCACUGCUAAUCCUAACGGUCGCUCUUGCUCAGGUGUCCUAGUUAACACUACAACAACUUUCAAUAUAAAUAUAAGACUUGACGGAUGUCCACAAGAACAAAACUUCACAAAGACCUUCACUAUGAGGGUUCCUGCUUAUGGUGCUUUUGAAAUUGAGGUUAAUGCCAUUUGUGCUUGUGACUGUCACCGAUUUGCUGUUGUUAAUAGUACACAGUGCAAUAGUAAUGGAACAUUUUCUUGUGGGGUCUGUGACUGUAAUGCAGGAUGGUCUGGUGAUAGAUGUGAUUGUCCUCAAGAAGAAGAACCCACUUGCCCCAUGUCUGGUGGUUCGGAGUGUCGUAACAGAGGGAGCUGUGACUGUGGGACCUGCAGGUGUACCGAGCCCAACUUUGUUCCUAUUAAUAAUGGAGACUUGUACAAUGUUACAAGAGUCAGUGCCACUGAUUCUGGAUAUGCUAUUGUGUCUGAGCAGCCAUUUGUCAAUGGUACUGCUUGCGAAUGUGACAACUUUUCUUGUCGGAGGAAUGGCUCCCAGUUUGUCUGCAGUGGAUCUACUAACGGUGAUUGUGUAUGUCGCAGUACUGGCCCAGUCUGUCAGUGUAAGACCAGUUCAUAUGGUGGGUUCCCCUUCACUGGUGAUGCCUGUCAGUGCAAUGUGGCCUACUGCUACGACCCCAGCGUCCCUUACAAUCCUAACACAACAAUGCCGUGUAGUGGACGUGGUUCAUGCUCCAGUUGCAAUCGUGAUCAACCCUGUGCCUGUGGGUUAGGGUUCACUGGCCGCUACUGUGAGAUUACUAGCAAUCCAGUCAGAGCCAGCUGCAAUGGGAACCGAGACUGCAUUAGGUGUAUUGCUGACAAUCCUAACUACCAAAAUGAAUGUCCAUGUCAAGCUACUGCUAACUUCCGAUACAGUAGACUACCUGCAGACAAUGAGGAUCAUGUAAUCACAGAUUCAGGUGCUGAUUCAAGCACCACUCAACGUUGUACUUUCACUACAGCUGACCCUUUCUGCACAUACGUCUAUCACAUAGCCUUGCCUCAGAUUGAUAUGCCAGGGGGCAGUUUUGUCGCCGUUGAACCCGAUGGAGCCUGUUUUCCGUUAAGGUGGUGGGAGCUUGCUCUCAUUUUGCUAGCAGUUCUCAUAUUGAUUGGUAUCCUCAUAAUAACCAUCAUAAAGAUUUGCUUCAUAUUGGCGGACCGAGCCGAAUGGAAGAAAUUUGAAAAAGAAGUUGCCGAAACAGAUUUAUCAAAGAAUUUUAAUCCACUGUACCACAGUCCAGCAGUGAAAUAUGAUAAUAUUGCUUUUGGAAAGGAAUGAGCUUUAAGACAAUAAUUUAACUCUAAUAUUUUUCUUUUGUUUUCCUUUCUCUCUCUCUCACUCUCAUAGUGGUAGUAUCAUAAUGAAUACAAUAGGCCUGCAGUUUAAGCAUUUGUGUUUUUGUGUUUUUAAAAAAAUAAAUUUUUAAUAAUUAUUACUAAAGAGAAA